GCCUCAACUUACGGUGUCAACAAGUCCACAAUCACUCGCACAAUACAGCGGAAAGACGAGACAGGGACACAUACCACACGUCCUAGAAGCGGUCGACCUCCUAAAUUAGAAGCCGAAGAUGAAAGGGUGAUACUGGGGAGGAUUGACAAGGAUCCAAAUUGCCCUUGGGAGACCUACGGGAAGGAGUUGAAUGAUGAGGGUAAAGAAGUGAGUGGUGCCACUGUAAAGCGGCAUAUGGAGGAUAAAGAGAAUCUACACAAGCGGGUCAAAAGAGUGAAACCAUGGCUACCAGAUCAUGCAGUGGAAGACCAAAAACAAUGGGCGCAGGAGAAUGAGGGGCAGAAUUGGAAUCGAGCGGUAUGGACAGAUGAGUGUACUGUGGAGGAGGGAUCAAAGAAACAUGGACGGGAUUGGACGAUACGUCGACCCCACGAAGAGUUCUUGCCAAAACACUUCAAAGCCGACUUCCAUUCCUCACGCAUUACCAUCCCAGUAUGGAGUGCCAUCGCUUAUAAUCAUAAAUGGCCACUUUUUCGCAUUCCUAUCGAGAAAAUUCGCCUUCCAAACAACGCCAUCAAAACGGUUGGUCUCAACGCACAAAAAUACAUUAAUCUUAUCCUCCGCCCACUUCUCCAUUCCUAUGUCAUGGAACUUCAGUCGGAAGGUCACACAGAUGUUCUGAUCAUGGUUGAUGGUCACCCUGCGCAUCGCGCUGCUAUCACCCGUCAGGCCGAAGCUGAACUCCAACUCUGCCGACUCCGACACCCUCCCUAUUCCCCCGAUCUAAACCCAAUCGAGAGUCUUUGGGCUGAUUUGAAGCGAGAGUUGGACAAGUUGACCCGUAGGCCAACAACAGCCGAUCAGACGUUUGCGGAGAUGCAGAGGAUUUGGGAUGCUAUUCCAAUGUCUCGAGUGAACGGCUUGAUAGCAGGAAUGGAGACCCGAAGGCUUGCGAUUAUAGCGGUUAACGGAUUGCAGACACGCUUCUAG
This is a messenger RNA of Tremella mesenterica DSM 1558, 990 nucleotides long. RefSeq lists its product as uncharacterized. Gene Ontology annotation, molecular function: nucleic acid binding. The record is from RefSeq and is a predicted model, not a curated record. The annotation marks the transcript as partial. Lineage: Eukaryota; Fungi; Basidiomycota; Tremellomycetes; Tremellales; Tremellaceae. The transcript is spliced from 2 exons.